Chionomys nivalis (European snow vole) is the source of this 5072-nucleotide messenger RNA. RefSeq names its product dihydrolipoamide S-acetyltransferase (gene Dlat). Lineage: Eukaryota; Metazoa; Chordata; Mammalia; Rodentia; Cricetidae. Gene Ontology annotation, cellular component: pyruvate dehydrogenase complex. The transcript has 14 exons. Gene Ontology annotation, molecular function: dihydrolipoyllysine-residue acetyltransferase activity. The coding region runs from base 70 to 1989 and encodes 639 amino acids. The record is from RefSeq and is a predicted model, not a curated record. Gene Ontology annotation, biological process: pyruvate decarboxylation to acetyl-CoA.
GCCGCGCUGCUCUUGGAGAGGUCACUCCGGAGACGGCGGAGCUUUUGGGGUGUGGGGGUCGGUGGCAGGAUGUGGCGCGUCUGUGCGCGGAGGGCGCAGAGUGCAGUGCCCAGGGCUGGAAUCAGGCCUCGGUGGGCAGUCCUGAAGGAAGGCCCCGGGGCCCCCUACGGGAGCCCGCGGGUCGGCCCGGCUGCGGCUCGAUGCAGCAGCGGGACCCCGAGCUAUGGGGUCCGCUUGCUGUGUGGCUGGAGCUCCGGCUCAGACACCGCGCCGCGUAACCGCUUACUGCGGCAGCUCCUGGGGUCGCCCGGCCGUCGCUCUUACAGUCUUCCCCCGCACCAGAAGGUUCCGUUGCCUUCCCUUUCUCCUACGAUGCAGGCAGGCACUAUAGCCCGCUGGGAAAAAAAAGAAGGGGAAAAAAUCAGUGAGGGUGAGCUAAUUGCAGAGGUUGAAACUGAUAAAGCCACUGUUGGAUUUGAGAGCUUGGAGGAGUGCUAUAUGGCAAAGAUCCUUGUUGCCGAAGGAACCAGGGAUGUUCCAGUUGGGUCCAUCAUCUGUAUCACAGUAGAAAAGCCUGAGGAUAUUGAAGCCUUUAAAAAUUAUACAUUGGAUUCAGCAGCAGCUACCCCACAGGCAGCCCCAGCCCCAGCGGCUUCUGCUACUCCAGCUGCACCUUCUGCAAAGGCUCCUGGUAGCUCAUAUCCUACUCACAUGCAGGUACUUCUUCCUGCCCUCUCCCCCACCAUGACCAUGGGCACGGUCCAGAGAUGGGAGAAGAAAGUGGGUGAGAAGCUCAGUGAAGGAGACUUGCUGGCAGAGAUAGAGACUGACAAGGCCACUAUAGGCUUUGAAGUACAAGAAGAAGGUUAUCUGGCAAAAAUCCUGGUCCCUGAAGGCACAAGGGAUGUUCCCCUGGGAACCCCACUUUGUAUCAUAGUAGAAAAGCAGGAAGACAUCGCAGCCUUUGCAGACUACAGGCCAACAGAAGUGACCAGUUUAAAGCCACAGGUGCCACCACCUGUCCCACCUCCGGUGGCAGCUGCUCCUCCCACUCCCCAGCCUCUAGCACCUACACCCUCAGCCCUUCCUACUGGACCAAAGGGAAGGGUGUUUGUUAGCCCUCUUGCAAAGAAGUUGGCAGCAGAGAGAGGGAUUGACCUCACCCAAGUUAAAGGGACGGGACCAGAAGGCAGAAUCAUCAAGAAGGACAUUGACUCUUUUGUGCCUUCUAAGGCUGCUCCUGCUGCAGCAGCUGCCAUGGCUCCCCCGGGUCCAAGAGUGGCACCAGCUCCCACAGGUGUCUUCACAGAUGUCCCCAUCAGCAACAUUCGCCGAGUGAUUGCACAGCGGCUAAUGCAGUCGAAGCAGACCAUACCUCAUUAUUACCUUUCUGUUGAUGUAAAUAUGGGAGAGGUGCUCUUGGUACGGAAGGAGCUUAAUAAGAUGCUUGAAGGGAAAGGAAAAAUCUCCGUCAAUGACUUCAUCAUAAAAGCUUCGGCUUUGGCUUGUCUGAAAGUUCCCGAAGCAAACUCUUCUUGGAUGGACACAGUUAUAAGACAAAAUCACGUGGUGGAUGUCAGCGUUGCUGUCAGUACCCCUGCAGGACUUAUCACUCCUAUUGUAUUUAAUGCACACAUCAAAGGACUGGAAACCAUUGCUAGUGAUGUUGUUUCUUUAGCAUCCAAAGCGAGAGAGGGCAAACUGCAGCCUCACGAAUUUCAGGGUGGAACAUUUACAAUCUCCAACUUAGGAAUGUUUGGAAUUAAGAAUUUCUCUGCGAUUAUUAACCCACCUCAGGCAUGUAUUUUGGCAAUUGGUGCUUCAGAGGAUAAACUGGUCCCAGCAGACAAUGAAAAAGGCUUUGACGUGGCUAGCGUGAUGUCUGUCACUCUCAGCUGUGAUCAUCGUGUUGUGGAUGGAGCCGUUGGAGCCCAGUGGCUUGCUGAGUUCAAAAAGUACCUUGAAAAGCCUAUAACUAUGCUGUUAUAAUUUACCCAAGAACUUCUACACUCUCUGCUGACAUUAUAUUUAUAUGUUAUUAAACAGGUGGUUCUUUUAAAGUUUCACUAGUUAAUUUUAUUAUUGAAUCUGUCUAGAUAAUUUAUUUGUAAUAGGCAUUAAUGAAUCUUUUUUAAAUGCCAAUUACAUCCAAAUAUUGUACCCCUUUAAAAUUAAACAUCAGUUUAAAGCUCUGUAUGCCUAGGGAAGGGACAUGUAGGGACACUAACUCUUUAGUGAGAAGUCCUUCCUGGGGGAACAGGAGGGGCAGGAUUGUGGCUCCCUGCAGUCGGGCUCAUAAAAGUAACUUGGAUGAGACCUUGCAGUUUAGAGUUUAAUUAAUUCAACUUACUUAGUCUGAAGGAAACAGAGUCAUGAAAAGUAUUUCUCAUAGGAAGAGUUUGAACUGAAGCUUUACUUUGGAAUCUAACCUUAGAGUUUCCUGUUUCACAAUUUUGGUUUAUCACAUGAGAACUUCAAGGAAAAUAAGUGAAACUUUAAGAGUCAGCAUUUUCAACCAACUGUUAUUUUUAUAUGAAUCUCUAAAUAAAAUAGCUUUCCCCUCCUUAAGAUAUAAGCCAACUUCUUGGUAUAAAUGAGAAUUUAUGUAUUUAUUUAUAAGCAAUUUCAAUGUAUAAUUUGAGAAAUCUGCAGUUUCCUCCAAAUAAAAGAACAUACUUAUUGAAAUGAACAAGUUGCAGAAGUAGAAUUUUCCUUCUAAGAUGAACUGGAUGUUAAUUGUAAAUGAACGAACCCAAUUAUCAAAUGUUUUCGCUCAACUGGAGAACUCUGGAAUGAGUAUGGAAUGUAUAUGGGAGAAGUUGUACAUAUGUAAUAUAUGGUUUUAGAGUUGUAUAUGUGCCAAUGUCCAUUUAUCACCAUAUCCUGCCUGAAAAGGAGUGGGGGAGAGGAUGUGAGUGGGUAGUUUGCACUGCUGACUGUGAUGUCCAAACUGGGCAUCUGGCUAGGUAGCCGCGGCUACUCAGAACGCUAAGAAAGUUGGAUAGUUGGAUAAAAUAGCAAGACUCUAUCUCAGUCAAACAAACAAAAAUUAUGCCUAAAACAACAUGACAAUUUCUGGUAAAGUUUUUAAAAAGUAGUAUAUAGUCAAGAGUUUGGUUUUUCAGCCCAGUCCUUGAUCAUGGAGGGAAGAACGUAAGUAGGUGUCCCCCUUACCAGCCUAAAUGCUCCUUUCGUUUUAUUAUGUUUUACUUUUCUUUUGGAGGGAAGGGAGACGAUAUGCAGGAUAGUAAAAAGAACGUUAUCACAAUUCCAGACUUCCUGUUAAAGUGAUGUGUUUUAAUAAAUGUUUGGAAUUAUUUGUGACUUUAAAAUAACCCUGACCAGUAUCCUUGUAUGUAAUAUGUGGGGCCAUCUUCUGAAAUUUGAAGUGCUUCAUCAGUGUUGAACAUGUUUCUAAAUGUUCAUUAUCACUUGGUGCACAAGUGACACUCCAAAUAGUCCACCAGCGUCCAGCUGCUGUACCACUGUCACAGCUCCGUGCUGGGACCUCCUCUUUAGCGCCGAGCCAUCCUAGGUUGCACUGAAGACUGUACAGAAAGAACACACUUAUCACAAAGGUCCAUCGUUAGCAUGAGCCAAAUCUAGUCAAAUGUGAACUUGAAAAAUGACUCAUUCUUUGCUAAUGCUCUGUUGUUCCCUUGAAAGAAAAAUAAAAGUUUGUCAUCUGACAAAAAUGUUCUGAGUUAAGACUACUCUAAAUCUGGACUCAGCCAGCAUAGUAACUGAAAGAAGUUAGAAAUAGUGUUUUGGAUCAAGAAAGAUUGUUUAAAAUUUAAACAUGUUUUCAGUUGUGUCUGAACUAAUUUUUGAUCUGUUUGUAGUUUAUAUCACAUUAAAUGAUUAAUGUCCUGUGUCAGCUGCAUAAUUCAAAGCUCCUAAUACAGGUGAAAAUUCAAGUGUGUCACCGGCAGGCUAUAGUCUUAACACGUAGCUCGGGGUUAUUAAAAACCCCAUGAUGAGGCAUGGCACUUACUGCCGAGAUGGGAAGCAUGGCCUAGCUCUGUUAGAUAAUAUACUCCUGAUCUGGGGUUUCUGAGUGUGGAAUUAUGGUUUGCCAAGACAUGAACCCUAGGAUGCACUGAAAUCAUAAACACUGAUAGUAAAAGAUAGGAAACCACGUCUGUAGGAAACCUGCUCUGAAUUUUUCAGGAAAAUGACUCAGCAAGCAGCUGGAGAGAUGGAUCAGUGGUUAAGAGUUCUUGCUGCUAUUUUAAGAGGGCCUGGAUUUGGUUCCCAGCACCCACAUGGCAGCUCACAACCUUCUCUAACUCCAGUUCCAAGGAAUCUGAAACCACCUUCUGGCACAGACAUGCACAUGGUAUACAUAUAUAUGUAUGGGAAAUACAGGGAUGCAUGUGAGAAACCUUCAUAUUUAAACUUUUCUACAUUUCAGUAUUAAUACCAUUCCUGAACAGUAUUUCUAAAAGGAGGGGGAGAAUGGUUUUGUUAACAUAAAAUUCAUUGAAAUACACAAGUAGAAUAUUUUAGAAAUUAGUUUGCAUAGCAAUUUAAUAUCCUGGGCUUUUUAGUGUGCAUGUUCGUGAGGAGGCCAAAGGACAGUUUAGGGAACGUUUCCUUCCAUGAGUUACAGGGGUUGAACGUAGGUUGUCAAGCUUGCACAGGGUGAGUACAAACACAUAGUAGCAAGUAGCACCUAUGUGUUGGGGGCAAAAGUAGAGAUCAGGGCUGGCAAGAUGGCUCAGUGAAUAAGGUGUUUGUGGCCAAACCUGGGGACCUGAUCCUUGGGACCCACAUUAUAGGAGAAAUCAAACUGCAAGUUCUCUCAUCUCCCUAUGUAUGCUUUAGCAUGUUCAUGCAUGUACACACAAUAAUAAAUGUAGAAGUGUUUUUAAGAAGGUAAAGAGUCAAUUAGUCAUGUGAUUGGAUGGGGACAUUUUUUUCUUUUCUAAACAGUUGAGUGAUACUAUAUUCUUUUAGGAAUUAUUUUUUAUCUGAUAAGUUUUGCCUGCAUUCUUUGUUUAGUACAUGCUUACAGUGAGUGCCCCUGGAGACCAGAAGAGGGUGAUGGGUCCUCUGUGACAAGUUACAGA